GUAAAGAGGCCUAUGCAUGCGCGCGACGGGCGGAAGACCACGAAACACGGGAAGUGACGUCAAAUGACGGUCUCCGGGCUACACCGAGCAGAUCUACAAAACACCGGCGACAGGGAACUCCUCCGCCCUUGUUGUGGAUGCAGCGCUGCGGACAACACGUCAGUCCCAUCAGCCUCGGUGAAGACUCGUGCAUCUGAUCACCUGCGGCCCGACGCUCUCGAAAACUAAAUAAAACGUUGUCAUAUGACUGUACGGAAGUAGAGAGGCGAGCUGCGACCUAAGAUCCAAACAAGACGACAAGAUGGCAUCUCACCCAGGAGGAGACGACCCAGGAAAUACCAGAGAUCAGAUACUGGAAGUGGGAACUGUUUUGCUCAAGGAUUUUAUCUACAAGCGGGUUCAGAGACACGGAGACAGCAAUACUUCAGUGACCAGGGCACAGCUGGGUGGAGGAGAGCUGUGUAACCCGAACCACAAGAAGCUCGCCCAAUGUCUGCAACAGAUCGGAGACGAGCUGGAUGGAAAUGUAGAGCUCCAGAGGAUGAUAAAUAACUCCUCACUCAGUCCCACUAAGGAAAUGUUUAUGAAGGUUGCCAUCGAGAUCUUUUCGGAUGGAAAAUUCAACUGGGGCAGGGUGGUCGCACUCUUCUACUUUGCCUGUCGACUUGUCAUCAAAGCUCUUGUGACCCAAGUUCCGGAUAUCAUUAAAACCAUCAUUAGCUGGACCAUGGAUUACCUCCGUGAAAAUUUGAUCAGCUGGAUCAGGGAGCAAGGUGGCUGGGAUGGUAUUUGUUCCUACUUCGGCACUCCUACAUGGCAGACAGUGGGAGUUUUCUUGGCUGGUGUUCUCACCACUGUUCUUGUCAUUCGAAAGAUGUGAGGUUUAUAUGAAAAGCAGACCGUAGAAAGAGAGGAGGGACUACGACUUUGGGAAAUCGGGACAGGAAUGAAAACACGAAAGAACAUUGGAAGGACAACAUAGAGAAAUUAUGGCUGAACAGGAAGAACUUGCUUUUUGGACAAGGAGAACAACCUCUGCCAUCCAAUCAUGUCUAUGGAUUUGGAGUUUGACUGUACGCACUGUCCUGCCCAUGAUUCCUAUGCCACUGUGGAAAUGAGCUUGGCAUAAACACAUGCACAAAAUGUGGUGGGUAGAGAGUUUGUCAGACCUUGGGAAUGCAAUUUUAAGUAAUUUAUUUUUUAUUUGGUACAGAUAAAAAAAUAGUCACUGCAUACAGUUUCCUGCCUGAGCAGAUAUAUGGACUGAAAUGUUCUCAGUAAUUCCUUUAUCCAUUAUUUUCAUAGUUGUAUUAUUUUGGUUCUGUUCAAUUUGCUUUUCUGAUCUUCCAGCUCUCCAGCCAUCUCAUUCAUCAUGGUGUCUGUAUCUUAUGAAUUCUACCAAUCUUCUCAUGUAUUUGUGGGUGUUUACUGGUGUAAAUCUGUAGUGAUCUGCUGGCAAUAAGAGUGUUAGAGGCUGGUCGCAUCCAAUCAAGAUAGAGAUAUUUUUGCAAACAACACUCAGAUUUAACAGUCACAUAAUCUAGAUAAUUAGAACCGGAACAGCAUUCAGUAGAUAACAUACCUCCGCCAUUGUCAAUUAAAUGUAGCCACCCAAAACUGCACAUGGUCAGAGAUAGCAGUCCCCCCAAUAUGCUUGUUUUUUUUCCCCAUCGAGGUGCAUGAAUUUUCCUCAGAUAUUGGUGAAAAGGUUAAAAAAAACGUCUUUGUCUCGCAAUGUUUAAGAAAGUGGAAAAAAAUCCUGCAUCUGCCCCUAUGUCUGGAUCCUCGCUAAAAUGUAUUGUCUCAGCCUUCCACCAAGUUUUGUGGAAAUCUGUUCAAUAGUUUUUGCAUUAUCCUGCAGACAGGAGUCAAAACAUCACCUCCUUGGAGGAGGCACCAAUUGGUUUGAAACAACUGUAAGUAAGUUUUCCCUCUUUCUACCAAUGAAGGCACAACUUAGCCUUAUUUCAGUGAAAAAGAAAAGUAACACAACAUAAGGGAUUUGUGUCAAUAGUCAUGAUCUCUAAAAAAUGACAUUGAAUCACAAUUCCUGCCGGUGUUAUCUAUUGACUUAGGGCAUUUCAACCAGCAUUAUGAUCACAAUGUGGCUCCCAGUAAGAUGACAUUUUAUUUCCAGUUUAUACUGAUGCUUCCUGAAUUCAAAGGAAGACGUUGCACUGCAGCCACAGAAAGCAAUGGAUCGCUCACAGAUACUUACCUCACUUUAUACAUAUUCUGAGUACUGUAUUGUUAACUGAGUUCUUAGAUCUGCAAUGUUCUCGACACAGCAACAGGCUUUUUAUACAUUUUUCUUGUUUGUCAGUGCCUUGGUGUUUUUUUUAAGUCUGGAAUCAAUUUUGAUAUUCUCAAAUUUUCACAGUUUUCUAUCACAUUUGUAAAAGCUUAACAUUACUUGGAAGUCUCCCUGAAAAUCUUUUUGCAGUGACUUUGUAUGUUACAAUAUGGAAAAUAAAUCUUUUAACUGUUA
Molecule: messenger RNA, 2488 nt
Organism: Paralichthys olivaceus (Japanese flounder)
Lineage: Eukaryota; Metazoa; Chordata; Actinopteri; Pleuronectiformes; Paralichthyidae
Gene: baxa
Product: BCL2 associated X, apoptosis regulator a
Biological process (GO): intrinsic apoptotic signaling pathway in response to DNA damage; positive regulation of apoptotic process; mitochondrial fusion
Cellular component (GO): mitochondrial outer membrane
Molecular function (GO): protein homodimerization activity; protein heterodimerization activity; channel activity
Source: RefSeq, a predicted model, not a curated record